Molecule: messenger RNA, 1656 nt
Organism: Microthlaspi erraticum
Lineage: Eukaryota; Viridiplantae; Streptophyta; Magnoliopsida; Brassicales; Brassicaceae
Source: the annotation of a GenBank genome assembly
AUGGAUAUUGGGACUCACACUCUCGGGUCGGUUACUAGUAAUGAAAACGGGUCGUUUGGUCAAAAACAGCUCGGAGGAUCCAAACAAGACAGAUCCGGUUUCGACGGUGAGGAUUGUUUCCAAAGAAGCUCGAAGCUAGCAAGAACAUCAACAGCAACAGCAGAAGAAGAACACUUAUCUUCUUCCUCUUACGCAGCUGCUUAUUGCAAACCGAUGUCGUUUCACCAAGGCAUUCCUCUCUUGAGAUCUUCUCCUUCUCUUCUCUCCUCUGACUCUCGCCGGCAAGAACACAUGCUUAGCUUCUCAGACAAACCAGAAGCUCUCGAUUUCAGUUUGGAGAACAGUAACAACAACAACAACAACAAGAACUCUCUCUCGCCGUUUCUUCAACAGAUUCCAUCUCCUUACUGCAAAACCUCAGGAGUAGGAUAUGGGUCUGGUGGAAUGAUGAUGAACAUGAGCAUGCAAGGAAGCUUCAAUGGUGUAAAAGGACCUUUCACAUUGAGUCAAUGGGCAGAGCUAGAGCAACAGGCGUUGAUCUAUAAGUAUAUCACAGCCAAUGUCCCUGUUCCUUCUAGCUUGCUCAUCUCUAUCAAGAAGUCCUUUUACCCUUAUGCAUCUCUCCCUCCCAGUUCUUUUGGAUGGGGAACAUUCCAUCUAGGUUACGCAGGGAGUAACAUGGAUCCAGAGCCAGGGAGAUGCAGAAGAACAGAUGGGAAGAAAUGGAGGUGCUCAAGAGACGCUGUCCCUGAUCAGAAAUACUGUGAAAGACACAUCAACAGAGGCCGUCACCGUUCAAGAAAGCCUGUGGAAGUCCAAUCUAGCCAGACCGCCAUCGCCGCCGCUGCUACCGCUUCGUCCAAAGCGGUGCAGCAGAGUGUGGUCGCUAGUGCCACCAACAAGAGCAAUGCUCGUGCAACACGUAACCGCAGCGUAGCCACCAAUGGAGGUCAAUACAUCACUCCUUCUACAGAUCCUCUACCUAACAACAGAGCUCGAAAUCCGUUAGGAAGUGCGUUAUAUCCUUCCACGAUCAGUUCACAACCCAGAGAAUCUCUCAUUGUUCAUCAGAAACAGAGAGACAGCAACAACAACAACAAUCCUUUUGAGUUUGGACACAUAUCAUCUGACUCAAUACUAAACCCGAACUCCGCAAAGAGCUACGGAUCAUCAUCAUCAUCAUACUUGGAUUUUGGCAGCAACCAAGAUAAGCAUUCGGUGAAUCAUCACAACCACAGCUCAUGGCCUGAAGAGCUAAAGUCAGAUUGGACACAGCUUUCAAUGUCGAUUCCAAUAGCAUCAUCGUCCUCUCCUUCCACCACAACAGACAACAACAACAUUGGUCAAGAUAAAAUCACACUCUCGCCACUAAGGCUAUCUCGCGAGUUUGAUCCUUCUUCGAUCCAAACAGAGGAAACGAUCGAGCCUGUUAAUAAGGUGAAUACUUGGAUACCGAUCUCGUGGGGAAACUCCUUAGGGGGACCUUUAGGUGAAGCACUAAACAGCAGCACGACGAAUAGCCCUACUUUGGGAUCCUCUCCUACAGGGGUUUUGCAAAAGUCUACAUUUUGUUCACUCUCUAACAGCAGCUCUGUAACCAGCCCCGUCGCAGAGAACAGCAGAAACAAUGGCGACUACUUCCAUUACACGACAUGA